Molecule: messenger RNA, 1809 nt
Organism: Exaiptasia diaphana
Lineage: Eukaryota; Metazoa; Cnidaria; Anthozoa; Actiniaria; Aiptasiidae
Product: ATP-dependent DNA helicase PIF1
Exons: 4
Coding region: 1-1809 (602 amino acids)
Biological process (GO): telomere maintenance; DNA repair
Molecular function (GO): DNA helicase activity
Source: RefSeq, a predicted model, not a curated record
AUGUCCUUUCAAGACGACUCGAGCAAAGUUCAUCUUCAACAGUUGCUAUUGUCAGUCAGCCUUCCCUUCAACUCCCUCAACUUUAACCAGUUGGUAGACUCAACCAGUUACUACUUCCGUUCAAACAUACAAGCAGACAACAACUCAAAUGGACAGCCAGAAACCAGUAGGACCACGGCGACAAGAAAAUCCAGCACCAAUUUCAAAUCAAGAUAUGCAGACAACAACUCAGAUGGAUUACCACAUACCAAUGGGUCCUCAACAACUGGAAAAUCCACAGGCGUCCCAGGCUGGUUGACCGAUGAGCAGGCGACCAUUUUAAACCGUGCUUUAAAAGGCCAUAAUUUGGUAAUUACCGGCCAGGCGGGCACAGGRAAGUCUWUCUUAGUAUCAUCGAUUUUAAAGAAUUUCMUAAAAGCAGGAAGAACUGUCGCUGUGGUAUGUUCGAGUGGUCUAGCAUGCACUGUUUACGACCGCCAUGUUGCUGCAACUGUUCAUUCAGCGUACGGGCUUGGCACGGCCUGUUUGCCGUGRCAAAAAGUGCUGAACAAAGCGAAGUYAAACUCAAUGGUGCUAGAGMGUCUUCKUUCGUCAGACAUGUUAAUCUGGGACGAAAUAAGUUUGUCAAGUUGCAGGAUUUUGGAGUUAGUGARCGCAAUUGAAAUUGCAGUUAGUCGCGACACUAACACUCGUCCGUUUGGCGGGAAGCAAGUGAUUUUAGUGGGUGAUUUUUGGCAGUUAAAGCCAGUGCCAAAUAUAUUCGACGAUGGACACUACGCCUUUACCUYMGGAAUWUUUAAUUUGGCAUUUCCCCACCGUUAUGAACUGACGAAGCUUAUGAGGCAAAACAAURAURAACUGAGGUUUCUUGAAGCGCUCUGUGAUGUGAGAGCUGGCCAUUGUCGUCAGACAACGCUUGCAUUCGUAUCUUCAUUGACAAGAAACCUUGACGAAACUCACUCGAGCGUCGCUACGCACAUCUUCUUUCUGAAACUGAACGCUGCUAUUCAUAAUUUGAAUGUUAUGAGAAGCAUGCCAGGCGAAUUUAUCGAGUUCAAUGCUGACAUCAACGGGGAACUGCCUGGAACAUCUGUUUGUCCAGSGGAACGAGUCCUAAGGUUGAAGAUAGGUUCYAAAGUCAUGCUUCUUUGGAAUCUAUCUGACAAUCUUAAAAAUGGAUCUCAAGGAACUUUUGAGGGAUUUGAUCAGGCACAUGCUCUCGUGAAAUUUCCAGUGGAUGGAAUAGUUAAAAUUUCCYGAAGGACGUGGUCAAAAGUUGACAAAAAUGGCUCCRUAGUUGGUACGAUGACCCAGUUCCCUCUUAUUCCAUCUUAUGCAAUAACUWGUCACAAAGCACAGGGUCAAACACUUCCAGCAGUUAUUGUUCACWGCAGCAACGAAUUUGUUUCUGGCCUGACAUAUGUUGCAAUGUCAAGGGUGAAGUCGGCCAAUGACAUCCAGGUGAUCAACUUCAAGCCAAAGUACCUGAGAAAUGUCCCAGAGUUGGUCACUAAUCAGGAAUGGAGUACAGCAGAUGAGCUUCAUCCAAACUUUAUCUGUUGUAGAGGGCAGCRCUUAAGCGAGACACGCCAUUUACAGGCCAGCGACAAGAGAAUGGAUGAUGACGAUGAAACACUGGAUGACAACUACGAGUAUCACAUGGUGGGAGAUGAUCAAUACCUAGAGAACAUAUUCGAAAGUAAUGACAUUACAAUUUCAAUCAAUCUAGCUGACAUCAGUGAAUUAUUGGAAGAGGAUACAGAACUGUCUUGUCUUCCAGAUAACAUUGCUUCGUUCUCUGAUACGUGA